UUCAUGUUCAUCUUCUCUCUCCCUCUGUUUUGUUUUUGUUUUUUAAUCUGUCAAAUAUUAAUAGGGGUAUUGCAGAUUCCAGAGUGUAUAGCAAGUUGGGAUCAAAUGGAUGAGCCUUUUUCAAUCCCAACUGUCCUUGUAUGUGCAAGUAGUUGUUGGGGAUGGGACCAACUGACCCAUUCUGCAGUGCACCUCCUCUGUAAAUAUCUCAGGAUAACCAAUCAACAUCAUUCAUAAUUUAUUUGCCUGCCCUUUGUAAAUUUCCAUACUCUUUUGGGGCUUUUUUCUCAGCCCAGACUUUGUUUUCUUUGAUGGUUUUAUUUUUGGGUUUAUCUAAAUUCUGGAUGCUUCCCACUUUGUUUUUAUUAGGCUUCUGAUUCGAUUUUAUUGUUUUUAGUUUCUAUGUUUAUGUAAACUUACAGUAAAAUAUGCAAUCAGAGUAAAUACCUGAAUUGUCAAAAUUUUCACUUUUGGUAAAAUAUGAGAAAUACACCGCACACACAGAGGAGAGAGAGAGAGGAGGUGAAGCAAGGUCUUGCACACUCAAGGUCAGCUAUUCAGAGGUGUCCAAUUAUUGACUUGUGGAGCAAAUCACCAUUGAAAUCUUCGCACGCUUCACUGAGUUUAGCUUCUUUGGCGUUCUCUGGGUCUGUUUAUUUUUGCUCUUGCUUACCUCUGUGGUCUGACGCAUCUGCUUCCCAUAAUUUAGCCCACCAUCAAAGAAGCUGUUACUGGUAACCCACUAUUGAAAUAAUUUAGAUCCAAGUCCCAAGAACAAUUCUGGACAGUUGAUAGUUUCAGACCAGGUGUAGCAUAAAUCAACAGGAGGAGUUUGCUAGAUUACUUUUUUCUCUUCUUCCGGUGGGCUAUAUUUUGGAUAGUUGAGUCAAACAAGACUACAUAGAUGACCGUGGAUGAAGCAGGUAGUAGCUCCUUGUGGAGUCGAGAGCAGGAUAAGGCAUUUGAGAAUGCUCUGGCAACUUAUUCUGAGGAUUCUUCAGAUCGGUGGGAAAAAAUUGCAGCUGAUGUACCAGGGAAAACCAUAGAGGAAAUAAAACAUCAUUAUGAACUCUUAGUUGAUGACAUAAACCAGAUCGAAGCUGGUUUUGUGCCACUGCCUUGCUACAAUUCUUCUUCAGAGGGUUCGACAAGCCAUGCCAGUGACGAAGGAACUAAUAAGAAAGGUGGACAUUCUGGAAACUACAGCAGUGAAUCUAAUCAUGGAACUAAGGCUUCAAAGGCAGAUCAGGAGCGCCGAAAGGGGAUUGCUUGGACAGAGGAUGAACACAGGCUAUUUCUUCUUGGUUUGGAGAAAUAUGGGAAAGGUGACUGGCGAAGCAUAUCUCGGAAUUUUGUGGUAACAAGAACUCCUACACAAGUGGCAAGCCACGCACAGAAGUACUUCAUACGUUUGAAUUCAAUGAACAAGGACAGAAGGAGAUCAAGCAUUCAUGAUAUCACCAGUGUCAACAAUGGAGACAUUUCGUCACCUCAAGGGCCAAUAACAGGUCAAGCAAAUGGUUCUGCAGUAGGUUCUUCUGGCAAGUCAACCAAACAAUCUCCUGCUGGGCCUCCAGGGCCAGGGGUUGGCAUGUACGGUGCACCGACUAUAGGACAACCGAUUGGAGGACCCCUUGUAUCAGCUGUUGGCACACCUGUGAAUCUCCCUGCAGGGCCUCCACACAUGGCAUAUGGUCUGAGAGCCCCCGUACCUGGAGGAAUUGUUCCGGGGGCACCAAUGAACAUGGUUCCCAUGACAUAUCCAAUGCCUCACACUUCUCAUAGGUAAUGUGAUAUUUGGCAGUAGCAGCAGCAGCUUCAGAAUGUAGUGUACAAAGAACAGAGACCACCACCCUUGUAGCUUGUGCUCGAUGUUGGGUUUUUAGGAUCAUUUUGCUCCGAGCCUGCAUGUUUUAGGUAUUAGCAAAGCACAAGUUGUUGAAUGUUUUACCAUUACUAGUCUAUUCUUGUACGAAAUAAGCCAUUUCUAUAUGGGGGAAGAAUUACAUGAAUGUGUAUAGGCGGCAAUUGGGAAAAAGAUGGCGAUAUUUAUUGGCAGGUAGAAGUCCUGGUAUUUGUUUUGUCUUUGAUGGAAAUCGUUAGAGCAUUGAAAGGCAGUGAAGUGCUGAAGAGCUGUUGUAAGGCAAAACUUGUGGAGGGACGCUUUGACAUUUGAAAUAUUAUUUUGGGUAGCAAUAGCACAUCGUUAGCAUUGAUGUAUUGUAGAAUUUGUGUAAUAAAUCCAGUAUUCUUUGA
Messenger RNA from Prunus dulcis (almond), 2256 nucleotides. RefSeq names its product transcription factor SRM1. The transcript is spliced from 3 exons. NCBI's taxonomy places the organism in Eukaryota, Viridiplantae, Streptophyta, Magnoliopsida, Rosales, Rosaceae. The coding region runs from base 905 to 1789 and encodes 294 amino acids. Gene Ontology annotation, molecular function: DNA binding. The record is from RefSeq and is a predicted model, not a curated record.